Messenger RNA from Symbiodinium necroappetens, 315 nucleotides. Lineage: Eukaryota; Dinophyceae; Suessiales; Symbiodiniaceae. The record is from the annotation of a GenBank genome assembly.
AUGGGUGGACACCAGCGCUUCUUCCACCCGAACUGGUUUUCCCGGUACAUUUGGGGUAUCAUCGCCAGCGUGAACUUGGGCGGCUUCCUCGCGGAUCAGCAGUACGGCGUGGACCGCUCGAAGAAUCCGAACAUCAUGUGGCCCUGGUGGCACGAGAUCAUGCGCAAGAAGGAGAAGGGCGAAAUCCCAAUGGACAUGCCAGGUUACAUGCCCCUGGGCCUUGACUCCCCUGAGCAAAAUCUGCGGUCUUUUCAAGUUGUGGAUCUUUUGUUUGGGGGUUCGGGGUUCUGGGAGGAAGGAUCCGAGUACCUAUAG